Polyodon spathula (Mississippi paddlefish) is the source of this 3545-nucleotide messenger RNA. Its product is annotated as protein c-ets-1-B-like. Gene Ontology annotation, molecular function: DNA-binding transcription factor activity, RNA polymerase II-specific; sequence-specific DNA binding. Gene Ontology annotation, biological process: cell differentiation; regulation of transcription by RNA polymerase II. The record is from RefSeq and is a predicted model, not a curated record. The transcript has 8 exons. Gene Ontology annotation, cellular component: nucleus. The coding region runs from base 109 to 1188 and encodes 359 amino acids. Lineage: Eukaryota; Metazoa; Chordata; Actinopteri; Acipenseriformes; Polyodontidae.
UAUAACUGUCCCAGGGCUAUCCCAGCUCAGCAAGCAGUUCAAAGAACUCACGACAGCUACAACUGGGCCCUGAGAUAUACUCCAAAUCGUUAAAGAAAACAAAUACAAAUGGAGAUGUAUCAAAGUGGUUAUUACUGUGAAGACGUCAGACCUCAAGAAGUCCCAUCCGGCCUGGACUUCGGAUCAUACGAUUCCCACGGAGAGGGCCCGUCUUUCUUAUUGGAUAAGAGUGGGUUGGGAUCCCAGUCCUAUUCUGAUGUGUACUGUGGAUUUACCAAGGAUCUGCACCUAUACGACUCAAAAGUUUCUCCAAAUGAUGCUUCUUUGUUUGACCUGGAUACCUACUCAGAUCCUUCGUACUGGACACAAUAUGGAUCUGGCGUAAAAAGCUUAGAGCUCAAUCAGAAUUACCAGGAGCCUGACUUCCUGAACCACGCCUACCAGACGCUUCUUCCUGUGGGUCAGAGCGUGAUGCAGAGAGAGUACAACUCACCACCUUCUGUAGGCCAGCCUUCUCCUGGAAGUGGACAGGGGUGCGGCCAGUACCUUCCCGUACAGCAGGAGACUCAGCUGGGCAGAAACAGCAGCAUGGACCAGGAACAUUUAGGCUGUGCACAGGAGCGGGAUUACUCACACUGCAGAAUGAUGUUCAAACAAGAAGAUAACCAGUCCUGGAAUGAUUACCUCUCACCUGAACACUGCCAUCUACAGGCAGACUAUGCCACAACAGCUCCUGCUGUGGCACAGCGCUGCCACCGUGUGGCUGAACAUGAAACAACAGGGUUCCCCACCCAGAGGCACUACCUGGAGUCCCGAACGAUGGGAAUGACAGCAUAUACAGGUUCUGGACCCAUUCAUCUCUGGCAGUACCUAUUAGAACUCCUACUGGAUGAGUCCUGUCAGCCUUUCAUCAGCUGGACUGGAGAUGGCUGGGAGUUCAAACUAUCAGACCCAAGCGAGGUUGCCAAGCGCUGGGGGAAAUGCAAGAACAAGCCGAAGAUGAACUACGAGAAGAUGAGCCGGGGAAUGAGGUACUACUACCACAAAAACAUCAUCCACAAAACUGGAGGCAAGCGGUACGUCUAUCGAUUCGUCUGUGAUGUGCAAAGCAUACUGGGGAAGUCUGCAGAGGAACUGCACGCCAGUCUGAACGUGAGAAGCAAACUGGCCUCCAGUCCUCAGCACUAGUGACACUGUGAAGAGAGACAAGAGGAUACUGCAUCCUGAUACCACUGAGAGAGGAUUGGAUUGAUAGGACUGAAUAAACAGAGACUUAGCUGAUUGUGUGGUUAUAGCACCCUCUGCUGGUCGGAUUGUCUUGGUUCACAUGGAUGUGAUAACUGAAGGUCAGCAAGGCAUCUUCUGUUUUUGCAAACCAGGGGCUGCCAAAGCUGGCUCUUCCACAGCUGGUCUUUGUUCCAGCCCUGUUCUAAAUGGUUCAAUUGAACCAAUUACACCUCCAUUCAAACCCUGACAAAGGUAAUUUUACCUGUUAAACAAACUGGAGUGGAAUUUCCCUCCAGGACCGGGAUUGGUCACCCCUGUUGUAAACGGACGGAACCUUCGAGGACCAAUUCUUUCUUUCUUUUUUUUUCUUUUUUUUUUUACUAGUUCUCUCAAGGCCUUCAAUCAAUAAAUAUUAAAAAAUAAAUAAUAAUAAUAAAAAACUGUACAUUUUUAUAGUGUAGUGAAUGUAGCCAUUGCUUGAAGGACCAAAGAAACAGAUUCAGAUAUGGACAGACAAGACAGCAAACAUUCCCAGCCUGAAUUGUUUCACACCAGAAUGAAGUAACACAUGGGGCUCAAAGCAGAUAAGACACUCUAUUGGUUCUACACCUAUGCUACCUCUAUUCCAUAAUGUAUUUUCCUGAGUGCCAAUCAUUCAGCAUCGUGGUGCAGCAUGCACUCCAUAGAAAAGUGCUACAACCUUAAAACAUUUUCAAUUCUGCAUGCAGAGGAUUUUACAACACAAUGCAAGACAAGAACAUAAGAAAAUAUAUGAACAAGAGAAGGCCAUUUGGGCCCAUCUAAGCUUGUCUGUUCCCUAGUAGCUGAUUGGUCUCAGAACUUUAUCAAGUUGGGUCUUAAAGGUUACAAAUUUAUUCUGCGUCAGCAACAUGUCUGGGUAGCCCAUUCCAUACCCUCGCCACUCUCUGUGUGAAGAAGUGUCUCCUUCCCGCUGUCCUGUGUCUAUCUCUACCUAAUUAACAACUGUGCUCUGGUUUCUGUACUGCGCUUAAAGUAUUUGUUACAGGCUAAAAAGAUUAUGUUAUUUUAGCCUAAGAAACCCUUUAUUAAAAUAAGAAAUAUUGUUUUAUAUUACUUUAGCUGUCAUGUUUUGAAAUGUAAUUUAAAUAUAGUGAAUAAAUGUAGUUAUCUGUAAAUAAAUUACAGUAUUCAAGUGAUUUUUUUUUUUUCUCCCCAUUGGUUCAAAUAAGGUGAUGAAGUGAAUUGUUAUUUGUUUGGUGAGUACAAAAACAAAUGACAAAUCAUUUAAUUUGGUAUGUGUUAAAACGUCUAAUAAAUGAAUUUAGAAAAAAAAAAAUGGUUAGCUUGAUAAAAAUACAGAACAUUUUGUGAUGACUCGAACCCUGUUUAUAAACCUAAACAGAUUUUUUAGAAACUUGUACCGGAGCACAAGGAAACAGGAGGUCUCUACAACCAAUUGUCUGACAAAUAUAGAAAUACAAAUUGCACACAUAUUAAAGAACAAGUAUAUUUAGAGUAUUUUAUGUUGUUUGUAUUCAGAGUGAUUCUGGGUCUUGUUGCUCUAAAACUGAGUUGUUAGAGUUUUGUUUCUAAGUCUGCCUUUACCUGGAUUUGAGCUUGUGUAACAGACGUAAAAUGUUUGUAUUUAAGUAUAUUGUUAGAUUCUGCUGCAAAUCAGUAGUUUGGGGUUUAGAGACACCUGCUGGUGGAAUAUGUAUAUUACAUAUGCCACUGACUGGAAUGUACCAAAGAAAAGGGGUUAGUUUAUGAACGAAGUACUUGAUGUACAUAAUAUGUUAACAGUUUUUAGAGUGUCUCACUAACGAAACAGGGCUUUAAAAAUGUAUUGUUGUAAAUGAGUGGGUUUUUGAAUUGUGUAGUAGCAUAUUAUUUUUUAUUGAUUUUAUUUUAGUUCACUCUACCUCCCCUGUAGUUGUGUGUGCCUUCAUGUCCAGUCACUUUUAUAUGUUUCCACCGGUCAGAACACAAGCAAACCUGGUGGCUGUGAUUUAUUGCUGCCGGGGAUUUCUGUCUGUUGUGCGAAAAGAGACCUGUGAAUGGGGACAGACAACCGGGUUGAAGACCGUGAGACGUUACACUUGCCUGGAGAAUCCUAAAUGCUGGCACAAAACAGCCUUCUUUAUUUGAUGUGACAUUGUUAUGAUAUAAAGUGCUAUGAAGGGCAGUGUUGGCUUGCAUUCUGGAACAUUCAGUAUGGAAGCAAUGUGCUCAGCAAGCGGACAGCACAGUCAUUUAUUAUACAAAAAUAAAAUAAAGAAACUUAUGGAUUACUUGUUUAAUAAUUCUGAUUGUGUGUUUAAUAAUUAAUAUUCACU